This is a messenger RNA of Protopterus annectens (West African lungfish), 4402 nucleotides long. Its product is annotated as adhesion G protein-coupled receptor E1-like. The record is from RefSeq and is a predicted model, not a curated record. Gene Ontology annotation, biological process: cell surface receptor signaling pathway; G protein-coupled receptor signaling pathway. Gene Ontology annotation, molecular function: G protein-coupled receptor activity; calcium ion binding. Lineage: Eukaryota; Metazoa; Chordata; Ceratodontiformes; Protopteridae. Gene Ontology annotation, cellular component: membrane.
UUUACAGAAAAUGUCUGCAUUAAGUGUCCUGUUGGAUGGAAUCUGAUUAAGGAGCAUUGCUACUAUGUAUCUAAAGAAACAAUGAACUGGGAUAAUGCUAAUGAACACUGUAAGAAAGAAGGAGCUCUUCUAGUGGUGAUCAAUUCUAAGGAUGAACAGGAUGAGCUGGCAAAACUAAUAUCAAUAAAUUAUUGGAUUGGAUUUACUGAUAAGGAGACAGAAGGACAAUGGAAAUGGGUUGACGGCUCCAGCAGCAGCUACACAAACUGGCAUGACGGUGAGCCUAAUGAUCUAAGCAACGAAGACUGUGGAGUGAUGAUGACCUCACGCAUGUGGAAUGAUCUUUCUUGCCAAACAGUAAAACACUUCGUCUGUGAAAAAGAUAUUGACGAGUGCAAAGAGAAUAAGGGGAUUUGUGGUAACUACUCUAUCUGCACCAAUACCCAUGGAAGUUACUACUGUACGUGUCAACCAGGGUUCAGGUCUAUGUCUGGGAAACAGGACUUCACAGAUACAAAAUCUGCUUUUUGCAGUGAUAUAGAUGAGUGCCAGCAGAAUAAAGAAAUCUGUGGCAACCACUCUGUCUGCACUAAUACUGAUGGAAGUUACUACUGUGAGUGUCAACCAGGGUUCAGAUCUAAGUCUGGGAAAUAUAACUACACAGAUGUAAAGUCUUCUGGUUGCAGAGAUAUAGAUGAGUGCCAGCAGAAUAAAGAAAUCUGUGGCAACCACUCUGUCUGCACUAAUACUGAUGGAAGUUACUACUGUGAGUGUCAACCAGGGUUCAGGUCUAAGUCUGGGAAAUAUAACUUCACAGAUGUAAGGUCUUCUGGUUGCAGAGAUAUAGAUGAGUGCCAGCAGAAUAAAGAAAUCUGUGGCAACUACUCUGACUGCACUAAUAAUGAUGGAAGUUACUAUUGUGAGUGUCAACCAAGGUUCAGGUCUAAGUCUGGGAAACCUAGCUUCACAGAUGUAAGAUCUUCUGGUUGCAGAGAUACAGAUGAAUGCCAUGAGAGCAAUGAAAUUUGUGGGAAUCACUCUGUCUGCAGCAAUACCAAUGGGAGUUACUAUUGUACAUGUCAACCAGGAUUCAGGUCUAAUUCUGGGAAAGAUAGCUUCACAGAUGCAAGUUCUUCUGGUUGUAUUGAUAUAGAUGAGUGCCAGGAGAAGAAGGAAGUUUGUGGUAACCACACUACCUGCACCAAUACCCAUGGAAGUUACUACUGUACGUGUCAAACAGGGUUCAGGUCCAACUUUGGGAAACAUAACUUCACAGAUUCAAAUUCAUCUGUUUGCAGUGAUAUAGAUGAGUGCCAGGAGAGGAGGGAAGUUUGUGGUAACCACACUACCUGCACCAAUACCCAUGGAAGUUACUACUGUACGUGUCAAACAGGGUUCAGGUCCAACUUUGGGAAACAUAACUUCACAGAUUCAAAUUCAUCUGUUUGCAGUGAUAUAGAUGAGUGCCAGGAGAAGAGGGAAAUCUGUGGUAACCACACUACCUGCACCAAUACCCAUGGAAGUUACUACUGUACAUGCCAAACAGGGUUCAGGUCCAACUUUGGGAAACAUAACUUCACAGAUUCAAAUUCAUCUGUUUGCAGUGAUAUAGAUGAGUGCAAUGAAGAUAAAGCAAUCUGUGGUAACUACUCGGUCUGCAGCAAUACAAUUGGAAGUUACUACUGUACUUGUAUCUCAGGAUACAGGUCUCGGUCGGCAGUACAGAACUUCACAGAUGUUACCUCUUCUGGUUGCAUUGAUAUAGAUGAGUGCAAUGAAGAUAAAGCAAUCUGUGGUAACUACUCGGUCUGCAGCAAUACAAUUGGAAGUUACUACUGUACUUGUAUCUCAGGAUACAGGUCUCGGUCGGCAGUACAGAACUUCACAGAUGUUACCUCUUCUGGUUGCAUUGAUAUAAAUGAGUGCUUAGAAGAUAACACUAUCUGCGGUAAUCACUCCGACUGUAACAAUACAAUUGGAAGCUACAACUGUACGUGCCAUAAAGGAUAUAGGCCGCUGUUGACAGCAGAUGACUUCUCUGAUACGAGUUCCUUGGUUUGCAGUGGUGUGUCCUGCCAAUGCUGCCUUGAAUCUCAGGAUCCAGGUAAUCGACAGUGUUCCUAUGGAAACCUUCAAUUAAGCAAUGAAACCCAGAGCCUGAUUAAUAACAUCACAGCUCUGAAAUUUAAUGAUACACAUACCAAGGAGAAGAAAGCUGAGGCCGUAACAAAGAUAACCAUAUUGCUGAAGAAAGCAGAAGAAACAGUAUUAGAGACUGUGAUGUCAUCACUGGGCUCAGAUAAAACAAAAGAAAAAAAACUAAGCAUUUACACAAAGGAAACUGAUAUCGUUGCUCAGUCAUUACCAUUGAACAGUACCGAGACUGGAGACAUUCUGAAACUAAUCACGGAAACUGUCACAAUGUCUAUUAACAGUACAGUAGUAAUUACAGGGACGGAACCAGGCAAAACCCCAGCAGCUAUGUUGAUGGUAUUCCAUUUGUCUUACAUUGAAUCCAUGCUUUCUGGUGGUAAUGAGGCUGACAAUGGCUCACCAGAUAAAUAUAUGGUGAAUUCAAAAAUAGUCACUGCAGCAACUUCAAGCAAGUGGAAGAAUAACCUUACAUAUCCGGUCGGUUUCACAUUUCAUGUAAAAAAGCAGGUUGUAGAAGAGGAUAUGAGAAAACUUAGAUGUGCCUUCUGGAAAACUGAUGACAACAAUAAUAGUAAAUGGUCCACUGAAGGAUGUUCCCUUGUUAGCACAGAAUCUAACAAAACACAUGUAACAUGUAAAUGUACCCAUUUAAGCAGCUUUGCUCUUCUGCUGGCACCUAGUGAUACUUUCCAGAACGACAGCCCACUGACUGUAAUUUCACAUAUCGGCCUUACCUUCUCAAUCAUCUGCUUGGCUCUUACAAUCAUGACAUUUUGGAAGUGUCGUUCAGCUAAAAAUGCAGGUACAGCCCUGCUUCUCAACCUUUGUGCCUGCCUGCUUGUGGCAGAUGUUAUUUUCCUAUUUGGCAUCUCUCAGACCAAGUAUGAGAUCCUCUGUAAAGUUAUCGCAGCUUUUCUACAUUACUUCUUCUCAGCUUCCUUCUUUUGGAUGCACCUGGGUGCGUUGCAGCUCCAUUUUAUGGUACAAAAUCUUAAGGCAGUCAGAGCCUUCAGAUCUCACAUCAUCCCAGGGAGAGUCAUGUAUUCUGUUGGAUAUGGGAUACCAGCUAUAAUAGUUAUGGUUUCUGCCUGUGUUUAUCCCGAUGGAUAUGGAGAAAAGAAUAUAUGCUGGCUGAGUCUGAAAAAGGAAUUUCGAUGGAGUUUCAUAGGGCCAGUAUGUUUUGUCAUUGCGAGCACUUCUCUUUAAGGCUGUUUCUCAGUUCCUUGUUCUGGGUUGCACAUGGAUAUUCGGCAUCUUCCAGUUUCAAAAUGGGACCCUUGCAAUGGCAUACAUUUUCACAAUAUUGAACAGUUUCCAUGGAGUUUUUAUGUUUCUACUCUACUGUCUUUCUAACAAACUGGUAGUGGAUGAGUACAAGACUUGGCUAAGAAAACAGUUCAAAAAGAUCAAAAAAGGACAUGAAUUUGAAAUCAGCACAACUACCGCUGCUAUAGCAUCUACGUGGACAUCACAGUCUGGAGAAGAACAUACAAUGCAAACGUUUGAGAAGAAAUCAAGUACAAUAGAAUGGUCCAGGUAAAACUGAUGUGGAGAAUAUGCACCAAAUCCAGAAUAAGGGAGAGAAACAUCAUGCAACGGAAGAGAAAAAGAGAAACAAUGAACAUAACGAUGAUGAAGAUGAAAGUACUGCUGUCACUGUCCAGUUCAAUUGCAGUAAAAUACAUGAGGUUCUGUAAAUUUCAAAAGCAGCUUUUUCACUUCCUUUAUUCUAGUUAAAGUUAAGAUACAUAUAAACACAUUUUAGGUACCCAAAUAAACUUUAAUAUGAAGUUGCAUCUAGUGCUCUGUUUUCAGAAAAUAAUACAAAAAACAUUAGUUUUUCAGGCUUGAGCAGUACAUUUUAUGUUACCAUUUGUACAUAUAUUGCUAUAUUUUGUUUAUCUAAGACUUAUACAAUUUUCUUGCAUGAUAUUGUUUUCCUUCUUUACUUUCAAGUAGUUUUUAUAUAAAUGCAUGGUAUACGUUGUUAUAAAUUCAUCUUUUCACUGAUUUAAGACUGCAUUUGCAAUGCAGCUGUUAUUCAGAAUUUCUUCAUUCCUGAUCUUUGGUUUACUUAAACCUAUAAAUAUUUUCUUUCUUAUUUGUGAAUGUGCUCAUUCAGCCAUGUAUUCUGAACAAAAAUUCUGAGUUGUAUCUACAUAACAAGAUUCAAUUCCAUAAUACAAGCAGCUUCUGCAAUUUCAGUGAGUGCUAGAGGUCUAAAUACAAUUAAAGACUAAAUAAGCAA